Messenger RNA from Tachysurus fulvidraco (yellow catfish), 1933 nucleotides. RefSeq lists its product as uncharacterized. The record is from RefSeq and is a predicted model, not a curated record. NCBI's taxonomy places the organism in Eukaryota, Metazoa, Chordata, Actinopteri, Siluriformes, Bagridae. The transcript has 8 exons. The coding region runs from base 164 to 1318 and encodes 384 amino acids.
AAGGCUUGCAGAAUGAAUGCUUAGCUCAGGCAUAGGUAGCAUUACAUUGUUGACCUUUAACAAACCCACUCAUAGCUGUAGUCACAGUUCAUGAAAGAUUGACACCAACAGCCUAUCUAAUUUAAAUAUUUUGUGUCUGCAUGUAAAACACACUUCUUUCAACAUGAGACACAUUCUUAGUGUGAUCUUGUGCUUAGGUUCUAUUAGUUUGGCGAUUUCAACUCAUGCCCUUGUUCAGUAUGUGCGUCUGGGCAGCAAAGUUAAGAUACCGUGUGAAGGUUAUGGUGAUCGCAGAACUGGAAAGUGGUUGCACAGAAAUGAUGACAAUGGGUUUGCGAUUAUUGCUUAUGAAAUGUCGGGCUACAUUUUCCAAAGCAAGCAUUUGUCAACAAGGAGAAAGACUACCAGGAACUUUUCUUUAGAAAUCAGUCCUUUCACUGAGCUGGACAAGGGGACAUAUGUUUGUGAAGUGUGCAGAUCAGAGAGAUGCACUGGUGGCAAACCAAUAACGUUAUUACCCCAGUUUGAUGUAUUUUCUGCAGCAUUAAGCACACUGUUUGUUAUAGAAGAUGAACCAUUCAGUUAUAGCUGUCUCUACAAUUUAACCCUGAAUGCGGACUGGAGAUUUGAAGCAUUUGGAGAACAAAAUGCCAUUUCUGUAAAUGGUGGAUUUACUGAUAAAAAUGUACUGCUCAUUCCGGAUGUUCAGCCAAAUAAUGCUGGCAAGUACAGUUAUUGGGGUGAGACAUCAACUGGACAACAGCAGAGAAUGUGUUCUGUAAAUCUGUGUGUACUUUCAGUCAAAGCUGAAAAGCUGACUGAUUCGCCACAGAACUGUACCCUAUACUGUGAUGCGGAUAUGGAUGCAAAUGAAGGAGGCAUGGCUUUUGUAGGAACAGAUAAGUGGAAUAUCUCAUUUUCUGGUAGAGUGAAUAAGCCAAAGAGCUCUUUGAGUUGCAGGCUGCUAAGUAGUGAUAUGGAAACACACACUUUAAACAUUCAGGAUACCACUACUGCUGUUCUGCCAGAUGAUAUUUCAUCCAUAACUACAGACAACAACAGCCAUUACCCAGUAGCUGCAUUAAUAAGCACAGCUUUUUUUUUCAUCAUGCUGAUGGCUCUUUUUAUACUUUUAUGUAUUUCACGACAGAGGGCAGACAAAAACUCUAGUAGAAGUGCAAAUGGACAUUUAGAGGGGGAAGUUGAGUCUCAGGUGAUUUAUUCUUCUCUACAGUUUGAAAGAUAUAAACAACAGAAUGUCAUUACCUCUGACACUGAAUGUGUGUACAGUCAGAUUAUUGUUUCUAAUAGGAUUUGAUUAUUAUGUUUUUUGGCCUGAAUUAAUAAUGCUCAUUGCACCACAAAUUAAUCUUUGGCACAAUUGUGAUGUUGUGUCUGUUGUUUAUCAGAUUAUCAUGUUGACUAUCUGCUAAAGUGGUAUCUGUCACAUUGUACCCUUGCUUGCUUUAGAACAUAAAAAGUAUUUUUUGGAUCGUAUCUUAUACUAUUUUUUGGAUCGGUAUACUCUGUGUACUUAUUUUCAUAAAUGGCUGGGUAAAUCUGUGCACAUUAAACACUACCCUGUAUAAAAUAUUUUACUUUGCUUUUUUCACAGAAAGUGUGUUUGUCUGUUCUCCCUGUUUCCCUUUGGCUUUUCUCUAGUUUCUUUAUCAAAAACAUUCCAGUAGCCAGUAUUAUGUGAAUUAUUUAAAGUUGGUUGAUUAUAUAGGUUGGUUCUGUACUGUUUGCAUUUUCCAUACUCUUACUACCUGUAGCAUAACAUGUAUUGUUUCUUAUUUUGGCUAUUUUUGUUAUUAUUAUUAUUAAUUUUUUUAUUGGGUUAUUUAUUUGCACAGUGUAAUAAGGAGUUUUCAUGUUAAGAUAUAUACUGCUUAUAACUGUGUAUCUGACAAAUAAAAUUUUUAAUCUUGAA